GCUUCAAAUUACGAAUUCAAGGUGAUUUCUUUGCUUCAUUGUUCUCCAUGUCACGAAUUAUGGAGGCUUGAGGACGCAUUUUUACUUAGCACAUUAUAUACUGCAAUAUUUCAUCUCAGAUUUCAUUCACUUUUGCCUUCUGUGAUCACCAACACACAUAGACAUAUAUAAAGUAUGCACAAGGUGAGAACAUUGUUUACCGCCACACGACUACACUGUGCAGACUUGGUAAAAAGGAAUAAUAAUGAUAAUAAUCAAGUUUCCAGGAAUCUUCAAGAUCUGUUUACAAAUCCACAAAUUCAUAAUCUUUUACGCCUGAUCACUCACACAGAUACAGAUGCAGUUCAUCAAAAAACUCAUAAAAAGUUUGGAAAGGAGAAUAUUAAACUCCUGAGUGAUGCUGAGCUGAAUAUAGUCAAAAAAUAUACUUCAGUAUAUACAGAACAAAAAUUACAAAUGCCACCAGUGUUACAACCAAGGCGUAUUGUAGACGACCAGAUCAUAUCACAAGAUAAUGGUCUUCAAGGUCUACUACCUGGGAAUAUUAAACUGGUUUUCACAGAUACAACUUUGAAACGUAAUAGAAAAAAUCGUCUUAUUGUUGUCAGAGAGUCGAAUGGUACUCUAAGGCAUGCAAAUGCUUGUGAACGUGAUCGUAUUAAUCAAGUGUAUUUUCCUCUUUCUGGUCGAAGGUUGUAUAUUCCUUUAAUGUUUGAAGAUAAACAGUUAAAUGCACUUCUAGAUCAAGGUUCUUUCUUGUAUAUUUUGGAUAGAACAUGUGUACAAUUCGAGCCAGAUGAUCCUAAUUUCAGCAGAAUCUGUCAUCGUGUUUAUGAUCGUGUCAAUGAAUUAGCUUGGACUCCGCUUACCAAUACCAAUCAAUUAUCGGCUAACUGUCAGGUGAAUCCAUUGCUGUUACUACGACAUACACGUUACUAUGGUCCCUUAGCCUUAUAUAUGAUUGCUUCAUUGGGAUCUUCUGGGCCUCUUGUUUACGAGGCACUUGCUCAUCGACAUUAUGAUCGUUUAGGCUGGUUGUUACGUUUAAUUUGUCUCCUUCGACCUUCUAGUCCUUUUGCUGUUCAAAUGAAAUCAAGAGUAGAUUUAAUCCCUCCAGAAAUAGUGAAUGCUUUGGAUUAUUGUUCAGGUUCUUAUAAAUUCAAUAUGACUCCAUCUGAAAUUAAUGACCUACUUGAAUAUGUCGAGCUUUUCAUCAAAGUAGAACCAUUGGGUGAGAAUAAACAAUCCAUACUCUAUGACUGCCUCCAACAAGUUCGUGAAAGUUGUGCUGUCGGAGAAGAAAUCUGUCAGGAAUCUUAAAAUUCCCAGUAUGCUUUGUAUAGAUAUUAGUUUUGUUGUUAUCCAUGAUGAUGAUGAUGGUGAUGGUGAUGAAGGACAAAAAUAAACGAAUCAAUUUUGUACUUCAAGUUAAAUAAAGCAUUUAACGAAACAGUUUCUCAUCUUUUCCUCUAUUGUGUGUGUGUGUGUGUGCGUGUGUAUUCUGUGUCUG
Molecule: messenger RNA, 1510 nt
Organism: Trichobilharzia szidati
Lineage: Eukaryota; Metazoa; Platyhelminthes; Trematoda; Strigeidida; Schistosomatidae
Source: the annotation of a GenBank genome assembly